Molecule: messenger RNA, 601 nt
Organism: Passer domesticus (house sparrow)
Lineage: Eukaryota; Metazoa; Chordata; Aves; Passeriformes; Passeridae
Gene: TCIM
Product: transcriptional and immune response regulator
Exons: 1
Coding region: 43-363 (106 amino acids)
Biological process (GO): negative regulation of Notch signaling pathway; endothelial cell activation involved in immune response
Cellular component (GO): cytosol; nucleus
Molecular function (GO): Notch binding
Source: RefSeq, a predicted model, not a curated record
GGAGCCGGCACAGCACGCGUUCCUCCUGGAGAGCCCACGUCGAUGAAAGCAAAGACCAGCUCCAGCCCCGCAGCCAUGUCCUCAUCCCUGCGAGUGAGCCCCUCGCUCCACGGCUACCGCUUCGACACGGCGCUGCGCAAGAAAGCCGCGGCCAACAUCUUCGAGAGCAUCAACGAGGCCGCCCUGCAGAAACUCUUCAAAAACUCCGGCGACAAGAAGGCGGAGGAGAGAGCCAAGAUAAUCCUCGCCACCGACCAGGACAUGGAGGAAAAGACGAGAGCGCUGAUGGCACUAAAGCAGAGGAGGAAAGACAAACUGCUGCAGUUCCUGACGUUUCGGAAAUACUCCCUUAAAGUUCACUGAGCUGGAGGAGGCAGCAAAAAUAGGGAGAACGUUUUGUGACCGGACUGGUUGAGACCUCCAAGAAUGCUCAGCGUGCUCUGCUGCCCCGUGGGCCUGGGGACCUGAGAGUAGAGCAAGGGGCUCCAGCCUCACUGCAAAAAACGAGCCACAGCAGCAUCAGUGCCCACUGGUGUGGCCAGCACUGGUGUGGCCAGCAGGAUCAGUGCCCAUGGCACAUUGGUGUGGACAGCAGCAUCAG